AUGUUCAAAAGCCCAGGUAGUCUUUAUGCAGCCCUUGCUGCCACCGGUGCCGCGGGAUAUUAUCUCUUUCGAUCGAAGGGCGACCCUAACGCUGCGCGUCGCCAGAUAAAAGAUGACGCCGACCGCGCCAUGAAGUCCAUCAAUGAAACUGAACAAAGGGGAGAGAAAACUGAUGCUUACAUCCAACAGGCAAUCAGAGAUGCCCAAGCCACUGCCAAAGCUUCGGAUGAGUAUCUACAACAAGCGAUAAAAGACCUCCGAGCUAAAGCUGCCGCCACCGAUCAACAGCUAAGUGAUACUGCCAAAGAAAGCGUCAAUAAACUGGAGAAGUACUUGGAAGGUCUGCGGAAUGAUAUCAACAGCAGCGUCGAGGAGUUUGACAAAUCAAUGGAGCUUAAGGCAGCGGAAGCUAAACGGGCUUUGUCUGAGUGGGUGGGGGAAGGAGUGAAUAAUGAUGGAAAGAAGAGCGACAAAAAGAAAUAA
Messenger RNA from Aspergillus alliaceus, 483 nucleotides. RefSeq lists its product as uncharacterized. The record is from RefSeq and is a predicted model, not a curated record. The coding region runs from base 1 to 483 and encodes 160 amino acids. NCBI's taxonomy places the organism in Eukaryota, Fungi, Ascomycota, Eurotiomycetes, Eurotiales, Aspergillaceae. The transcript has 4 exons.